AUGGAGGAGACCGCGGCGAAUACUUCCUCACAAGACAAAAUCAAAGAUGACCAACUAAAUCGAAAAGACUCGAACCCGACGUUGCAUAAUAAUGAAAUCUCCAGUGUGCAGCAGGAGACGCAAUUUACAUGUUCUUUAUACAUUUCGUCUGCUGGCAGCCCUCAAGAUCAAAGCCAUAGAUCCCAAGUUUAUAUUCACGUUAUUUUAUCGUUCGGUCAUUUAUUAGAUUGCGAGUUACUGCGAUCUCAUCUUGAGGCAGCUGUUGCUGCUUCCAAACCGCUGUCGGCGUGGCGAGUCUCUGAAACCCCAUGCGGUCUGAUAGCUGCCUUCGUCCGGGAGAACGACGCUGAGAAAUUGUUGCAACGUGGCAAUCUAGCCCAAGUGUUCGGUAGACCUAUACAAGUGGCACGAUUCUCGGCGAGAGACUCUCGAUAUCGCCAAGCAGUUCUUCUGAGAGAUGUGCCAUGGGCCAUACCGUUGCAGGAUAUAAAUUCUGCGCUGACAAAACAAGGAAUUGUUGCUGGAAAUGUCGAACGUUUACGGCAAUUUGUUCGAGUAGAGGUGAAAACCGUUGAUUAUUUUCCUUUUAUUCGCUUAAUUAUUAUGCAGGUUGAAUGACUUCAUAUAAUGAAGUCUAUUAUU
Molecule: messenger RNA, 642 nt
Organism: Ooceraea biroi (clonal raider ant)
Lineage: Eukaryota; Metazoa; Arthropoda; Insecta; Hymenoptera; Formicidae
Source: RefSeq, a predicted model, not a curated record